This is a messenger RNA of Labrus mixtus (cuckoo wrasse), 3743 nucleotides long. RefSeq names its product glucosaminyl (N-acetyl) transferase 3, mucin type (gene gcnt3). Gene Ontology annotation, molecular function: acetylglucosaminyltransferase activity. NCBI's taxonomy places the organism in Eukaryota, Metazoa, Chordata, Actinopteri, Labriformes, Labridae. The transcript has a single exon. The coding region runs from base 299 to 1567 and encodes 422 amino acids. The record is from RefSeq and is a predicted model, not a curated record. Gene Ontology annotation, cellular component: membrane.
GUGGAUUUGCCAACAUUUUGUGUUCCUUGUAACUUAAGUAAAAGGUCAUUCAACCAUCCUUGUUUGUUGUGAAGGCGUUGUGUGAUCUGAUGGUCACCUGAAGCCUUAGCAAAUACAGAAUUCAUGCCUAUCAACACAUUAGAUGAGAUAAGAUCCGACCAGUCAAAUUCUUUUUACAACGUCCUGGAAAUGAUGAAUCAUUAAGUGGCCGUUCAACACAUAAAACACAGCAGCGUCUCCGCAUUUGGUUAAACUGUAACCUGCACUCACCAGUGCGGUACUCGCUUCAAGCAGGGACAUGGCUUUUCAUAGAAUUUUGAGGGGCCAAAUGUUCUUAAGAAGCCUCACUCUCAUCUUCAUGGGACUAUUGUUUUCUGUGAUCCUGUGGGAAACCAGCUCUAACAGAAAGUCACUGUCUGAUCUCAGGAUACCACAAGAGUUCUCUCGUGACCUUCGUAGCUGCAUGGCUAUCAUAAGUGGAGCUACAGCGGGCAGGAAAAGGGAAUUGGAGGAACUUCUCGCAUCCAGGAAAAGACCUACUCCGAUAUCUGAGGACUUCUACCUCAAUGUGACAAAAGAUUGUGAAGCUUAUGUUGAAAAAAGAGGCUUUAUUGCGGUGCCCCUCAGUGAAGAGGAGAGGGAUUUUCCCAUUGCCUACUCGAUGGUGAUCCAUGAGAAGAUUGAGAUGUUUGAGCGACUUCUAAGAGCUGUUUACACUCCUCAGAACAUCUACUGUGUGCACGUGGACCAGAAAUCCCCACAAGAAUUUCAAAAGGCUGCAGAGGCUAUUGUUUCCUGCUUUCCUAAUGUGCUUUUAGCCAGCAAGUCAGAGAGAGUAGUGUAUGCCUCAUGGUCCAGAGUGCAGGCUGACUUGAACUGCAUGAAAGAUCUGCUAGACUCGCACAUCCAGUGGAGGUACAUGCUGAACACCUGCGGGACAGACUUCCCCAUCAAAACCAACAGAGAGAUGAUCCAGGCACUGAAAGCCAUGAAUGGGAGAAACAGCAUGGAGUCUGAGGUCACCAGUGACAGCAAGGCCGGCCGAUGGAUGUACCAUCACAAUGUCACCGGCAAUGUUCAACGAACAAAUGUGAGGAAAAGUCCCCCUCCUAUCAGAAGCCCCAUGUUCACAGGGAACGCUUAUUUUGUGGUCACAAGAGAAUUUGUGAAACAUGUGAUGCAGGACAGAGAAGUUCAAGAGCUCAUGGAGUGGGAGAAAGACACAUACAGCCCUGAUGAACACCUAUGGGCAACCCUGCAGAGGAUGCCGUCUGUCCCUGGAUCAGUGCCCACCAACAGGAAGUAUGACACGUCAGACAUGCUCACCCUGGCUCGUGUGGUGAAGUGGGGCUAUCUAGCAGGAGACGUAAGAAGUGGAGCUCCGUACGAGCAUUGCACUGGAGAGUACAGGAGAUCCGUUUGUGUUUACGGGGCUGGAGACCUCCAGUGGCUCCUAACAAACCCGCAUCUCCUUGCUAAUAAGUUUGAUCCUGAGGUAGACGAUGUUGCUAUUCGAUGUUUGGAGUCAGUUCUGCGCUUCAAGGCUUACGGAAUAAUUCAAGGUUAACAGAAUAAUGUUACACCAUUUUGUAAAGCUUAUAAUCAUUUUUGAAAUUAAAUGUAAAUAAGUAAUUAAUUUAAAUAAUAUUGUAGAACAUAAAUAUUGUCUUCAAACUUAAUUUAAAAAUUAUAUUUUUUGAACUGUUAAAUCACUUAGUUAUGUUCUGUUGAAUAUCUGUCUUUGUGAAGGUAAUAGCAGACCUCUAAAUGUAUUUUGUCAUUUGUUUUUGUAGAGCUUUUUGAUGUCAAUGAAAUCUGAAUUUAUUGUGCCAUCUAGUGGAGUCUAAGCGUAAAAGAUGGAUUCAGGUCGAUUGUGUCAGUUUUGCCAAACACACUGAAAAUGUAAUCUGAACAUAAUUUAGUUUAUGCUGCCAUAAAUGUAUCUCCGUUUUGUUACCACCGCAAAACUGGCACUUGUUCAAAUAAAACUGCGGUCACGCCAGACGCUCCUCGCUUUUACAUGGUGAAGUGAUCUGCCCCUAUAUUUAAAGUGCCCACGUAUUCUGAUCUUUAUGGUAAAUGCUCCGGACUCCAGAGCGAGCAGGAGUAACAGACAGAGAGAGAGCGAUGACGUCAAGUGCUAAAUGCCUAGGUCUUACCAUAAAAAUGAGAUACACGUGUAUGAAACGGGAGCAAACAGAAUACUGUACAGGGAAUAGCUUCGGAGGUCGGGGAAGUUAGUGUGAGAAUAAUUCUGCGAGUCUGGGAUAACUUCCGUUUUUCAAUAUAAGGUGUUUUUACUGUGUACUUUUUGAGAAAUCCACUGUCAAAGUCCCUUAUAAAUCACUAUAAUGAGUCUUUUUUAUGACUUUAAUGUCUUGUAAAAACAAAUUCUUCCAUAAGUACACCAUGAUUCUGAUAUGGUUGGACUUAGUACUUCUUAGACUACAUGCAUGGGUACUAUGAAGUACUUUUACUGUGUACUUUUUGAGAAAUCCACCGUCAAAGUCCCUUACACAGCACAGCUCUCUGCAGUGUUUUGAAUGUGACAGUACCAAUUUGAUACGCUGUGACAGCUACACGUAAUAUUUUGCAAUAAACACACAUACAAGCAUCAAAUCAAAUAUUAAUAAUAUUUCACGAAUAAAAAAUUACUAUUGAAUUUCUUUUACAUUUAUUAUAAACAUUUACAUUUUCGUAGAACACGCAUAUGAAAUUACAAAGACUAUGAACACCAACAACUAUAUACAUCUAUCUUUUUUCUUCAAAUUUGAACGAAUACAAAUAUUAACAAAGAUUUAAAUAAACAAAAAAUACAGCCAUCAAAUUAAAAAUAUGAGAUAUGUUUUGUCCCAAGCGCUCACAUGUCUUUAUUUGGUAAGAACACAUGACAUUUUUAAGUGUUUUAUUUUCUGCCCUAACUGGGCACAAUCCCAAUUGUUCACCCUUGCAUGUUGGAGUUGUUGUUCAUACAUGGCUAGGCACUGCUCAUGGUACCAUCUUUGGCAUGUGUCACACUGUUUCUGUAAAAUAAAAUGUGCAAACCUUUAUGAACUUGUCAGGAAUAGAGAAUCUUGUGGAAUAGAGAAACAUUUCUAUAGGCAGGGCAAUAUAUAGACAUAAUCCACUACAUUAGUCUUUGUAAAAGUUUGCAGCAUGUUUGCAAUAAAAUCCAACUCCCAUAAUGUAAUUGUAUUAUCUACUCAACAACUGAGCUCCUAUCUCCCAAGAGAAGACUUAAUUCUAAUAUCAUUAUUGAGCAUAUGCAUUUAUUUUUUAAUUUGUGGGGGGAAUGAUGAAGAAGAGGUUGGUUUUUGAAAGAGUGCAAUCUCUGGUAACACAUGACAGCUUCUUUUUCUUGAUUUUGUAAAAAUCCUUGUAAUUUCAAGCAUUCUUUUUUUUUCCAUAUGUGCCAUAAACUUGCUUACUUUCUAUAUCUUUGAAUUAUUUAAAAAUAUUUUGUCAAAGUAUCAAGGGGUUGAGGCUGGACUGAAUUUCAUUGUGUAGUGAUCUGCAAUGACAAUAAAGGAUCCAUCCAUCUAUAACUAACAAAGACCUUGGCCCUCCAAAUCCUUCAUAAAUACUGAACGAGAGGUCUCGUCCUUAACUAUUCGAAAAUGAAUGAUUUUAGAAUAGCAGAAUUUAAUGUGUUUGACUCUUUUGAGCAUGUGUAUUCUAAAAGGUAUGAUUUUUUUAUGACAUUGCUUAUGUUUAUGAUACGUUAAAGGAAGAAUAUGCGACUU